This is a messenger RNA of Wallemia ichthyophaga EXF-994, 2766 nucleotides long. RefSeq lists its product as uncharacterized. Lineage: Eukaryota; Fungi; Basidiomycota; Wallemiomycetes; Wallemiales; Wallemiaceae. The transcript is spliced from 5 exons. The record is from RefSeq and is a predicted model, not a curated record. Gene Ontology annotation, molecular function: ATP binding; ATP hydrolysis activity. The coding region runs from base 1 to 2766 and encodes 921 amino acids.
AUGCUGGCUAGUUUUUUAUCUUUGUUUGGUCUGUUAUCGACGUAUACGACGUUAUAUCCGCCAUUUGAACAGGAUGAUUGGCGUGCAGUGAAUGACCAGCUGCGUGGUGGCAGCAGUACAAGUCAUUUCGAUGUCGUCGAUGAUGGACAGAGUGGGUUAUUCUAUGGGAUACUCGACACUCAAACACUCGGUGGCGCUGGAUUCGCUAGUCAGAAUACAGUAUUCGACAGUCCAGUCAAUCUCUCCAAUGACGAUGGACUCGUACUCGAUAUCAUCGACGUAGACACAACAGGUCCGCACACAUUCACUCUCAAUCUCAAAAACACACAAGCUGGUUACAGAAACGAUGGUCGUCGUCAGUCGUCUCUCGUAUACGAAUCAGAUUUCACAGCCGAGAAGGCGGGGAGAGUAAAGAUGCCGUGGGAUUCAUUCAAAGCUACCUAUCGUGGAAAGAGAGUACAUGACGCUGCUCCAUUAGACACCGCCCACAUCACAGAACUAAGCUUCAUGUGCAGAUCCAUGUUUCAACAAGUCCCAGAUGGUCCUUUCCAUAUCAAAGUAGGCGCUUUGCAAGCGUACAGAGGAUGGCAUUAUAGCUUCCAAGUGGCUGAUUCUAUCCGUGAAAUUCUCCCCGAUACAGACGAACUUGUCGUCGAGUAUCUCGCUGGAUACCUCACGGACGAAGACGUUGAAGAGAGCGACAUCCUCCACUCUCUCGCUCUCCCAAUGCUAGCGUCGGCGUCUGUCAAAGCCACUCAUGACCGUAGCUUGCUAGAGCAGCUGGAGAAGAUGCUCCAGCCCUUACUCCCUCACCGCGAGUCACUGCAGCCAAGCGAACCAGCCAAGCUCGAGAAUGCAUUUUCUAUGCGUGCUGCUGAUUCUAUGUCCAAGACUGUCGCUUUAGAGGGCAGCGUCGAUCUCGAGUCAGCGACAAAAGGACACGUCUCCCGCGUCGAUCUCAAGAAACUUGAAAAGGCAGAAGCUAAAAUUAAGGCAAAGAUGGAGAAACGCUCGAAACGCGAUCUCUACCAGGGCUCGAAACUGCUCGAUGCACAGAAGACGCAGCAGUCGUAUGAAGAACUCUUCAUGCAGGUCAACCCACUCAACUUUGAUAAGGGCAAGAGUAAGGAUGUCUUGCUGCAUAAUGUCGACGUCAGCAUGGGUUCAAACAAAAUCCUCACCUCAGCUACCCUUCAAGUGGCACAGGGUAAGCGUUACGGUUGGAUUGGAAGAAACGGUGCAGGUAAAUCUACAGUCUUGCGCGCUAUGGCUCUUAGAGAAGUCCCUGUGCCUAAUCACAUUUCUAUUCUUUACGUCGAGCAAGAAAUCAUCGGUGAUGAUACUACUGCGAUCGAGAGUGUCCUCGCGGCCGAUAUCUGGAGAACGCACUAUAUAAAUCAGGAGUUGGAGUUGAACGGUAAUCUACAGAGUAUUGAAGAUAAGAUUACUGCCGGUGAAGAUGCAGCGUCCUUAGGUAGUGAGAGAGAUGAACUCGCUACUCAACUCGGCGAGUGUCAGGAGAAGCUUGUCGAGAUGGAGGCACACAUGGGUCCAAUUAAAGCUGCCUUCUUGUUGGCUGGCCUUGGUUUCAGCGAAUCUGACCAGCAGAAACCAACGAGCUCGUUCAGUGGUGGUUGGAGAAUGAGAUUAGCACUUGCACGUGCGCUCUUCGUUCAACCUGACUUGUUGUUGCUCGAUGAACCAUCAAACAUGCUUGAUUUGAAUGCGUUAGCCUGGCUCGAAGACUACUUGCAGACAUGGCCAUCGACCAUCCUUGUCGUCUCCCACGACAGGGCAUUCCUCGACCACGUCGCAACGGAUAUUAUCCACCAACACAGCGAGCGUCUCGAUUAUUACAAGGGUAACUUCUCUCAAUUCUACGAAACUAAGACGGAGAGAGGAAAGAAUGAACUGAGGGAGUACGAGUCACAGUUACAGUACCGUCAACAUCUUCAAGCAUUUGUUGAUAGAUGGAGAUACAAUGCGGCGCGUGCUUCACAAGCCCAAUCCAAAAUUAAGAUAUUGGAAAAAUUACCAGAAUUACAUCCACCAGAGACAGAAGAUAGCGAGAGUUUCAAAUUCCCAGAUGCGGAGAAGAUAUCACCACCACUGCUCCAGCUCGACAAUAUUACAUUCGGGUAUAGUCCAGAGAAAACUAUACUUAAGGAUGUCGACUUGGAUGUCAGUUACGAUUCGCGAAUCGCUAUUGUCGGACCUAAUGGUGCCGGUAAAUCGACUCUGUUGAAGUUGCUCAUUGGAGAGUUAUCACCAUCGAAAGGACAGCUAAAUCGUAAUGGUAGAUUACGUGUUGCAUAUUUCACUCAACAUCACAUGGAUCAACUUGAUUUAAAUAUGUCUCCCCUUCAAUUCACUCAGGCUCGUUUCCCUGGUAGGACUGCAGAGCAAUACCGUAGCUUCCUCGGUACUUUUGGUAUUAGGGGCAGUACAAGUUUGAGACUGAUUGGUACUCUCUCCGGUGGUCAGAAAUCUAGAUUGGCUUUCGCUAUGCUGGCAUUGCAGAAUCCACAUAUAUUGCUCCUCGAUGAACCUACUAACCAUCUCGAUAUGGAGGGAUUGGAUGCGUUGAUGGAUGCACUCAAGGUGUGGAAUGGCGGUAGUAUAGUUAUCUCGCACGACGAAAGGUUUAUUACGACUGUGGCGCGUGAGUUGUGGGUGUGUGCAAAUGGAACUGUUACGAAAUUCAAGGGCGAUGUGCAAGCAUACAAGUCACUCAUUGUGCAGAAUAUCAAAGACAAACCAACGUAA